Molecule: messenger RNA, 1437 nt
Organism: Aspergillus ochraceoroseus IBT 24754
Lineage: Eukaryota; Fungi; Ascomycota; Eurotiomycetes; Eurotiales; Aspergillaceae
Gene: frdA
Product: putative FAD dependent oxidoreductase
Exons: 1
Coding region: 1-1437 (478 amino acids)
Molecular function (GO): oxidoreductase activity; FMN binding
Source: RefSeq, a predicted model, not a curated record
AUGUCUACUUGCGGAGCUUCCGUUGCGCUGCACAGCAAGCAUGUUGUGGUCGUCGGCUCUGGGCUUGCGGGCCUGUCAGCGGCAUCCCAGCUCGUGCUUCAGAACGUGCCAGUCAUAAUGCUCGACAGAGCUGAAAAGCCCGGCGGUAACAGCAUGAAAGCGUCGUCCGGGAUCAAUGGCGCUCCGACGAAAUUUCAACCCUGCCCCGAUGACCAAGAAUUCUACGCGGAUACGGUGAAGUCGGCCGGAAAGCCACUUGCAUUGUCUGCGCCCAAGGACCGCGAGCUUCGCGAGCAGCUGAUUUCUACACUUACGAAAUCAUCGUCCAAUGCUGUAUACUGGCUCUCAGACGAGAAAGGAAUCGAUCUGAGCAAGGUUGCGCAACUCGGUGGCCACAGCCGGCCCCGAACCCACCGUGGUGCUGGCCAGCGGCCGCCAGGCGCUGCAAUAAUCGGAACGCUCCUCCAGUCGCUGAACGGGAACCCUUUCUUCGAACUCCGCACCAGUUCCAAAGUGACCAAGGUAUUGCGUCAGGCACAGGAGGUAGUCGGGGUGGAAUAUACGAAAGAUAAUGAAACACACACGGUGGACGGGCCAGUGGUCUUUGCAACUGGAGGGUUCGCCGGAGACAUUCAUGGAAUGAUAUCCAAAUACCGGCGUGACCUGGCGGGGCUUCCAUCCACCAACGAGGCCAGGGAAGGUUCCCAGUCUUUGCUCGAGGCCGUAGGAGCAACGCUCGUGGAUAUGGACCAGGUCCAAGUCCACCCCACCGGGUUUGUUGAUGGCAGUGACACAUCAGCGACCGUCAAGUUUCUUGCCGCAGAAGCGCUGAGAGGCGAGGGUGGUAUUCUCCUGCUCAACAACGGUUCCCGUUUUGUGAACGAGCUUGAUACCCGGGAGCACAUUACCAAUAAAAUCAUGGGAACCGAUAGUCGUCUUGAGACGGACCUUCAGCAAUGGGAUAUCACACUUCUCCUCGAUGAAGGCGCGGCGGCCGCCUUGAGCUCGCAUAUGCAAUUCUACCUAUGGAAAGGCCUCAUGCGCAAGACAACAAUCGGGGAACUUGGUGAAUCGGUACUCAACACUGUCCAGGAGUAUGCAGAUGCGGUGACUGGCAAAAAGGAUGAUCCAUUCAGCCGCACGGCGUUCGGCAAUUGGGAGCUGCGUAGUGUGCAAUCGGAAUCUAUUGUGUACGUGGGAAAGGUGACACCGGUCCUGCAUUUCACCAUGGGAGGGGUGGUGUUCAACGAACGCAGUCAAGUCUUGGAUGAUAAACGCGAGCCUAUCCGAGGUCUCUGGGCCGCAGGCGAGGUAACCGGAGGCUUACAUGGGCACAACAGACUGGGAGGCUCAUCCCUGUUGGAAUGUGCAGUCUUUGGGAGAAUUGCCGGGAAUGAAGCGGCUGCGUUUUAUCACCAGCAUUAUCUGAUUUCAUAA